GAAAAAUGUAAUAUGGUGAAUUUGUGAGGAAUCACAAAACCAGCUGCAACGUGAAUGUACGGGUGAGUUACGCCGCAAUAAUUAUGUGCACUGUCGAGUCCCCGGCUAUGGCGGUCCCUCCCGUACGCCAUCCGUUCGCUCUCCGCCCCCGAGCUCUUCUCCGCUUCAGAAUCCCCCGCAAGCGUUUCUCAUUUUCUCUAUGUUUCUGCGUUUCAUCCUCCUCCUCGGCAGUCCCAAUUUAUUUCGAUCCUUGUUCCUCACCGGAAGUGUUAGCUCCGCCUCUGUCUAACCCGGGCAUCCCCAUCUCUGCCACCAAAUGGGAACCCUUCUUAAAGAAGAAAGUUGUUAUGCGGGUCGGAUACAUAGGCUCCGAUUAUCGAGGACUUCAAAAGCAAAGGGAUGAACAUGCGUUCUCUACCAUUGAAGGUGAACUGGAAAAGGCUAUUUUCAAGGCAGGCGGUAUUAAAGAUAGUAAUUUUGGGAAUUUGUACAAAAUUGGCUGGGCAAGAAGUAGCCGGACUGAUAAAGGAGUGCAUUCUUUGUCUACUAUCAUAUCCUUGAAAAUGGAAAUCCCUGAGACGGCAUGGAAGAAUGACCCUAGUGGCAUGGGUCUUGCAACUAUAGUUGAUUCUCAUCUCCCAGAGAGCAUCAGAGUGUUCAGCAUCCUCCCAUUACAAAGGUCAAACCGGGAAGUUGUUUCGGGGACGGAGAUAGUUUGUCAUCAUCAUCAUUACCCCAGUGCCGCUAAGGCUCCCACCUAGGUGGGGUAAGGGCCUAAGGGGGGGUCGGAUGAAAUACUAGGACUGAUAAUUGGAAGGUAAAAAUUGAGAAAAGUCAAGGGAGAAAACAAAAGAACAUUUGAUGCUAGAAAGGAGUGUAAUGUCAGGCGGUAUUCUUACCUCCUCCCUGCUGAAAUCAUUGGGAUAAAGAAUGAUUCAGAUUCAUCUGAAGUUGACUAUCACUUAUCAGAUUUUAACAAUAUACUAAAAACCUUCGAGGGAGAACAUCCAUUCCACAACUAUACAAUGAGAUCCAAGUACAGGAAACAGUUUCCUACCAGAAACAAAACAAAGGAUAAAAUAGGAAAAACAUGUGCAGAAGAAGAGGAGGAGGAGGGUUUAUCUGAAUCCGAGGACAUUGAUGGGAACAAAUUAUAUGCAGCAAAGAACAGUGUGAGGACCUCUCAGGAAAGGAUUCAAGAUACUCCACCAGGGUCUCGGGAUUGUGAAAUGGAUAAUCUAGAGGAAUGUAAUCCUGUAUUACCAACCCGUGCAAAAUGGCUUUAUGAACCUGAUGAGAAGGAUAAACUCAGUUCUUCCCAUUUCAGAAGGAUAUUUCAUUGUCAUUGUGGGAAUUUGGAGCAGGUUCUUGGUAUGAACUAUAUGGAGAUUUUUGUCUGUGGAGAAUCAUUCAUGUUACACCAGAUAAGGAAAAUGGUAGCAACAGCAAUUGCAAUAAAGCGGAAGUUGCUACCCCGUGAUGUUCUGAGAUUAUCUCUUUGCAAACACUCGCGGAUCAUCCUUCCCCUUGCUCCAUCUGAAGUUUUGAUUUUGAAGGGUAAUGGCUUUGCUUCAAGAACGGUGCCAGGCAACAAAGCAAGAGCUGAGUUGAUUACACUGUUAGAGUCUGAAGAUAUUGUCAAAGCUGUGAAUGAAUUUUACCAUUCCACAAUGUUGCCCCAAUUGUCUGGAUUUUUGGAUCCUUUGGGGUCUCCAUGGAGGGAAUGGGCUGAGAGACUGGAUGCAAACACAAAAAUACCAGAGUGCCAAUUGGAAGAAGUUAGGGCUGCAUGGAAACUAUGGAUGGAAAGCAGAACAUAGUCUAACUUAUAAGUUUUGCUUGAUGAAUUACCUAAGCGUGUACUUGCUUUUUUCUAAAUAAAAAGCUUAUUCAAAUGAGAAAUUUAUUUAAUUUUCUAGACUAUAUCGUGCACAUCAUUAA
Messenger RNA from Cuscuta epithymum, 1941 nucleotides. NCBI's taxonomy places the organism in Eukaryota, Viridiplantae, Streptophyta, Magnoliopsida, Solanales, Convolvulaceae. The record is from the annotation of a GenBank genome assembly.